Molecule: messenger RNA, 1619 nt
Organism: Haliotis rufescens (red abalone)
Lineage: Eukaryota; Metazoa; Mollusca; Gastropoda; Lepetellida; Haliotidae
Exons: 3
Coding region: 74-1213 (379 amino acids)
Source: RefSeq, a predicted model, not a curated record
GCUGCGACUGGCGUAAUGCGGUGCUACAAUUAGAACUAGAACUGGUUUCUGGCAGAGUUUGGUCACAGCUGAUAUGUGUCAACGAUGUACAUCCCUUGAACGUGAAUAUAGACAGUACAGCUCUGCUCCACACAGCUUCAUCGUUCACGCAGACAGAAGCAUCAUCACAGGUCCAGGAAGAAAUAAGGAGGUCAAGAAGGGGAAGAAGAAGAUCCUCCAGGACAUAGUAAAGAAAGUGUCAGCACUCAGGAACACGCUUGGGGGACAUCUGCUGGUUCACCUACACGGACAAAAGGAGGGAGACAAGUAUCUGGAGUACUUCCAUGAGUUUGUGGACAAAACUCUACAGGACCUGAUUGAGUGUGGAUCUUCCUAUGUGGACACAUAUCACACUACAUGGUUAAAUGAGAUACCAUGCUUUGAAACCUUUAAAGAUGUUUUAUUGAUAAAUGUAGCUCUCACAUGUGGAAUUUCGACGGCAAAUGUUAACACAAAGAUAUGCAAUGACUUUGAAAACACAAGCCCUACAACAUUUAAUUUAGUUUACUUGCUGGCACAUUCUCAAUACGAGGCAUCACGUGGUGUACCUGCUUUAAAGGGAAUUGAUCAAGACAAGCUGCAGCUGUACCAAGAAUCUCAGAAUGUUGAACUGAAACUGUUCUGUCCAAAGAAUGACAUCUCACAUGUGCAGUAUAUUUGGGAAGAUCUUAAACUCAAGGACAAUAUAACGUCGAUGUCUAAAGUUCCUGGUGGAGGGUCAUAUUAUGUGGGAGUAGAGGAAAGAGUGGUCACAGAGAGCGGUUACAAGACUAAAGUACCCCAUUUUGUCGGUUUUCAGGUUGAUAAUCCAGAAGAACUUAAGGAAGGUCUGCACAUCAUGGUAAACAAGGAACUUUGUGUGUUAUCUUUCACUGGUGAAUUUGGUGACCCACCGUCUGAUCUUGUCCAAAUAGGAAUCCAUAGACUCCCUGGCGUAGGGAACAAGUGUGUACUUGAAGUAGCAGUGAGGUUCUUUGGUGGGAUUGUCUUCUGUGACAAACAGGGGCCAAUAAUUUAUGAAAUACAGAAUCAUGGUAUAUGCAGAAUGGAAAGGACUGAGUGGCUACGAAGAAUCCUGCAGCUCCCUUCGUGGAAAGUGAUACAAACAAAUGAGGUGGAGACUGAGAGUGAACACAAUCUAAACACACAGAACAUAAUCUAUUCCCGUACAUAAAAGACGUGCAGUGAAUACAGUGACUGUUUUCUUAUUUUAUGCAAGCCUUUAUUGCAAAUAUAUUUAGUUAUGCAUGGUACCUAUCAUUAAGUUGGAACAGAUAGUGACUGGCUUGACACUUGGAUUUCAAUAUUUGUAAGAGAAUACAACAAAAUUUGACUUAACUGUGUGUUUUGUGUCUUUUGGAAAAAAACUUUAUCAUAUAAAUCAAAGAGCGCUAUCACACAGAAGUCAGAAUGUCGUCCACCGAGAGUGAAGAUUCGGAUUUGUCCAGCACCUACAGCUCUGACGGGGAGGUCCAACACUCCAUCACCAGACCACAGAGGACACCAGGGCUCAAGUAUCUGGACUUUGAUGAUGUGGACUUUUCCUAUGCAGUAUUUGACACACAAGACAGUAAGUUAAG